CAUAAUUAAACCCCAAAACUUCUCUUCUACCUUGCCGUUGUGGCCUUCCCCUUUCCCCUUCCCUCUCUGCCGUUUUUUUUCUCUCUCUCUAGCCUAUUGUUCUUCCUUCCCCACACGGUGGUGGUCUUGCCGGAGCCAGGAGUCGCUCGAAGAUCUCCGUUCGAGGGUAUUGUGUACUUAUCGCUGGUGCUUUCAUUGAGUCCUCAUGACGUCCAACGUGGGGAGCACGGAUGUUUUCCGGGAAUUCCAAUCCCAAAUUGACGGCCAGAUCCAAUCUCAUACGGCCGCCAUGCAACAGUUAAAUCAAGCCAUGCAGCAGCUUCAACGGGAUUUGAAGACGUUGUUGAAGGAGAAGCAGCCGUACGAAGGGCCACAUCCACGUCGGGAUACGCCUGAUGGCUUUGUCGGGCCGGCUAACUCCAUGACAAAGCUCAAGCUUGAUAUGCCCAAGUGCGACGGGACGGACCCUUUGGGUUGGUUAUUCAAGGUCCAUGAAUAUUUCGUUUUUUAUGCAGUUCCGGAGGAAUCCCGCUUGUCGGCAGUCUGCUUGAUGUUGGAAGGGCAGGCGUUGGACUGGUUUCGAUGGCGACAACGGAACAACUUGCUUUCAUCGUGGACGGAGUUUGUUACGUCUUUCAAGUUACGAUUUGAUCCCUUGAAUUAUGUGGACUAUUUCGGCUUACUAUCUAAGGUUCGCCAAACGGGGACCGUACUUGAAUAUCAACAGGCUUUUGAGAAGAUUUUGGUGAAUGUGACGGGGGUCGAAGAAUCCAAUUUACAGUCUCUUUUUCAUGCCGGACUGAAGACGCAUCUGCAACACGAAUUGAUGCUCCUCAAACCCUCGUCCUUAUCAGAGUCUUUUGCCCUCGCUCGAGAACUGGAGACCAAGCAUGCCGCUUGGGCUACAUCUCUCGGGUCACGUCCUCGGCCGACAUUGGGGCCUUUCAACAAGACCCCUGCGCAGCCACUGCUGCUGUUGCCAGGAGCGCAGCAGCCGGAGGAUAAAACAGCCACCACCCCGCCGAUUCGGCGGCUCACAUAUGCCGAAAAAAAGGACCGUGACGCGAAAGGCCUUUGCUAUAAUUGUGAUGAAAAGUGGUCUAAGGGUCAUCGGUGUGGUCGUUUCUUAUUGUUGCUUGAGGACGAUGAGGAGGAUCUCUCGCCAGGGGCUGUGGAUGAAACUUUACUUAUGGCCGACGUUUCAACUCUGAACAGUAUGGCUGGUGUCACGGCACCACGUUCGUUGCGUUUAUCUGGAAUGAUUGCGGGUGGCGUCGUCGAUGUCCUUAUUGAUGGCGGGAGCACCCACAAUUUUGUCCACCCGCGGGUGGUGGAGCGCUUGCAAUUGCCGGUCGUCAAUGUGGCCGCUUUUCGCGUUUAUGUGGGAAAUGGUGCUUCUCUUUUAUGUGAUGCACAGUGUAGAGAUGUUGAAUUACUUUUGCAGGGGGUUUCCUUCUCUGUUGAUGUUUUCGUCCUUCCUAUCCAUGGGCCGGACGUGGUUUUGGGCGUUCAAUGGUUGCGGUUGUUGGGGAAAGUCACGCACGAUUAUGCCAACUUGACUAUGGAUUUUUGUUGGAAAGGAUCUCCGGUGACGUUACAAGGGGGAGCACCGGAGGUCAAACAGGUUUCUUUACACCACUGCCAACUGUUGCACACGGACUGUUCUGUGUCGGCUUGCUUUGAACUUUUUCUCGUCGAGGCAUCUACGGAAGGGACGGCUGAUCAGGAACCUUGGCCAGAGGGGCUGCCCGCGGACAUCCUUAUUGUCCUGCGGCGUUUUCCAGCGGCCUUUGAGGAGCCAGCAGGCCUGCCGCCCCGCCGUUUAAGCGAUCAUCGCAUAUUCCUCCAACCCGAGUCCAAGCCAGUCUCAGCACUUUAUGGACGUCCACCUCCUGACUUGGUGCCUUAUCGACCGGGGUCCAGCCGCGCACCAGCUGUUGAUGACAUCCUCGCCGAGCGUGAUACCCUCCUGCGGGAAUUGCGUCAUGGUAGACCUUCUUCUACGGCAGUUGCCAUCCAUGCAGUGCGCACAGUGCUUCGGAAUGGGUCACCUGAGGAACAAUAUUUAGUAAGUUGGAGUGAUGGUACGCUUGAUGACGCGACAUGGGAGCCCGCCUCGAGUAUUCGCCAACACUUUCCGCAGCUUCACCUUGAGGACAAGGUGCUUCUUGAAGGGCGGGGGAGUGUUACGGGUUCACAAUCUGCCGCGGGGCCAUGCGGGACGAUUAACGAAGGGAGGCGUCAAAAGAGUGCUGAUGAGAUGUGCUCAAUUGGGUUUGUCGGGAUCUGUUGUUUGGAAUUUCCUAUGCUCGUUGCUGUUGUUGGAAAGGGCAUCCUCCUAGCGUUAUGCAGCAUAGUCGUCUUUUGCAAGCUUUUUGCCAUCAUACCUUUCCUCCCUCGACCAAAUUUUAAAAAAAAGUACAGAUUUAUGGGGGGGAAAGCGAAAUGCAUAGCCAAUAUUAUCCCGGUGGGACUUGCAAUGGCACUGGGCUAUGUGUUGCCAGAUCAUAUGGAAUGUCUUGGCAUAUUGUGGGGUUGGAGCAUGGAAUGCUUCUGCGUUUCUCGAUUAUGGUUGGGUUUCUGUAACCUCGAGGCUUGGGAAAUUUAUGUCACAACACUUAUGAUCAUCUUCUCUGUCAUGUCAUUUAGCUUUUGGGUCGCACUAUCUAUUUACUGUGCUCAUGGUGUUUCUGUUGAUCAAACACAAGAAGAACCCAUCAGACAACAAGAAGUAGAGCUUGAGAAGGGUAAUCACAUCAAUUCUCCACAACUCCCACAAAAUUGAGAGAAGUAUUGUGUUGUGUUACCUGAUUAUAUGUACCUCCAUCUUUUAUUAAAUGAUGGAGAAAUAGCGAUAUAUUGGGGGAAUGGUGAACUUGUUUUAAAUUUAUACGGAGUAUUUCGUAGUACUCAUGUAUCUCUAAAACUCAUUAUCUUUCAUCUUAAAAAUUCUUUUUCCCACUUUUUAUUAAAAACUUUUGGAGUACUUUAAAUUCACUUCUACUAAUUAUUGGUGUUUAUUGGGAAAAUCACCUCAAAUUUUUUAGCGGAAGCAAUUAAUAUUUUUCCCGUAU
Cuscuta campestris is the source of this 3074-nucleotide messenger RNA. NCBI's taxonomy places the organism in Eukaryota, Viridiplantae, Streptophyta, Magnoliopsida, Solanales, Convolvulaceae. The record is from the annotation of a GenBank genome assembly.